AACAAACCUGUAGCCUAAGUUUAAAGUUUACUUCUAGAUCUAGUUUAAAAUAACUAAUAUUAUGGCCUUCUUUUUAGGGCCUUGACUUAAAUAUUCUUUGCAGUGAUGGUCGAUUGAUUGAAGAAUGAUGCAAUAUAGGUCCUCAACGCUAGAAAUAUACUGCAGCACUGCAGUUGGAUUCAUUUUGUUCUUUGGCAUUGUGCAUGGAAUAAUAGCAGGGAAAAUCUCAUUGGAACACUUAGACCAUUUCUUUAUUGUAGGUGCUAUUGUUAUUGAGUAUCUUCUUUUGUUGGCUUUCUCUAGAAACAGCUCAUUCAUUUCAAGAUGCAGGCAUCAUUACAGGCCAAAUUCAUCUCCAGGCAGCUACAUUAUCCUGCUAGUUCCAGUAUCCCUUUUUGCUGAAAUACUUUCCUAUAAGAAUGUUGAAGAAAAAAACACCCUAUAUCAAGAGACUUGGCUAAGCCUAAUUGUAACUGGUGCUGUCAUUUUCAAGCUUCAAAGAGAUUGUAUAGAUUGGCUUCAACUGUUUAUUUUUCUAGGACUGAUGUCUUUUCUGGGUGUCAUUUUUGGAUGGUUGUCACUUAUUAUGCUGAUUUCAUUUGGCUUAACAUGGAAAGGAAUAGAAUUAAUCCCUGCUUAUCUACCAAAAUCUUUUACUCUGGGGGAGAUAACUGUACUCUUGCAACUCAUCAUUGGCUGCGCCAACAGACUCAUAUUAGCACAUAAUCAGACUGAUGACAUGGCUUCUGAAGACACCAAAUUAAUUUGGUUUGUUUGUACUGCUGUUACUGCCAUAAUUUUUGCCACCUGGCUCGCAUAUGUUACUUCUUCAUUCAGCAGUCUAUGGAGUUUCAUAUCUGUUUAUUUGAUUGUAGCCAUUUUAUCUUAUGUGUCUCUUUACUUUACCUUUAGACAAGAUCCAAUAACUUGGUUUUGCUUGUACAUCACACAAAGUUGUGUACAGGUAUUUCUCAUUAUUUCCUGGACUGUUCUUCUAAUGGUGGCAAUCCUAUGGACUGUAGCAGAAGGAAUAAGAAUGAUGGAAAAAAAACAUUUUGCCCAUGCAUUUAAUAAUGGGAGUGAAAAAGCUCCUUCAGAAGACAAGCAAAGUUCCACCUGUCAUAAAAAUGUUACAUGUAACACACGUAAAGUCUUUCACCUGUUUAUUGUUUUGGCAUAUAUUCCUGGUCUUGUUUUGGAUGCUCGCCUACUUUUACUGGCGUCACUUCUAACUUUGGGAGUUUUUAUAAUUCUUGAGGCUGCCCGGGCGUUCCAUGUACCUUCAAUUGGAAAACCACUUGAUGAUAUUCUAAGAAUGUUUGUUGAUGACAAAGACCAAGGUCACAUUUUUCUUACACACAUAUAUUUACUCAUAGGAAUGUCUCUUCCACUGUGGAUUUCCCACCGGAUUUUUUCAACAACAGACACUGACAUUGUUAUGUUCAGUGGUUUGAUGUCUAUUGGUCUUGGUGAUACAAUGGCUUGUGUUGUUGGAAGUAAUUUUGGAAGGAUUCAUUUCCAUGACAGCAAAAAAACUGUAGAAGGAGCUUUAGCUUCGUUUGCUACUCAGAUGUUGUUUAUUACUUUGAUGCAAGCUUUUGGUAUCUUACAGUUCAGAUGUUUGGUCUCUGUAAUAGCAGGAGUGGGGAUGAACUCCCUUUUUGAAUCUUUAACAGAUCAAAUUGAUAAUUUAGUGCUACCUCUUGUUUUAUAUCCCUUUUUAUGCAUCAGCUAAGAAUUUCUGUUCAAAUUUGUUGGCUCAGCUUUAGGUCAGUUUAUAAUUUAUAUGUUGAUUUUAUCACGAAUGCAGCAAUUGUUAAAUUUAUUAAUUUUUUUAAAAUGAAUGUAUGUAACACAAAAGUAUUUUUAAAAUAAAAAAUUG
Physella acuta is the source of this 1882-nucleotide messenger RNA. RefSeq names its product dolichol kinase. Gene Ontology annotation, molecular function: dolichol kinase activity. The record is from RefSeq and is a predicted model, not a curated record. NCBI's taxonomy places the organism in Eukaryota, Metazoa, Mollusca, Gastropoda, Physidae. Gene Ontology annotation, biological process: dolichyl monophosphate biosynthetic process. Gene Ontology annotation, cellular component: endoplasmic reticulum membrane.